AAGUCUUCUCCUCCUAUAGCAAACAAAGUUCACAUUUUUCCUCCUCUCCCUCCCUCCUUUCUUCUUGUAUUCCUCUUGGGGCAAGAUCAACAAAACCCCAACCAACUGUUGGCUUUUGCCCCUUCCUGCAGAGGUUGUCCUUCUUCUACAGUAUCAUCAGAGGCAAGCAACAGCAGCAGCUCCCUCUCCCAUCUUCUCAUACCAACUCCUUCAUAUUAAUCAGUUCAAGGUGAGCAAGUUCAAACAUAUUAAUCAGCUUCAGGCCUCACUCUCAAUACCCAAUAGUCACUUUUUAGUGUUUGUUUAAGAUUCAAAGUGUUACAUGAUGAUGAGUUCACUUGUAAAGCAAAGAUGGAACAUUUUUCUUAAUUAACUAACAUAUGGGUUGUCAAUUUUCUUGGAUCCAAUGAUAAUUGAUCCCCAUGUCUAUGGAGCCUUGUGGUUUCUUCAUCUGAUGAGACAAGGUAAAGGAGGGGAAAGAAAAAGAAAAGAGCUUUCUUGGACAAAGUUGCAGUUCUUCAUUAGUGUGGGAUAUUUCCUGUCCUAAUUAUCACAUGGUCAAAAGUCCACCUAUCAGUACAAAACCUCUUUUGGGAUUGCUUUUCAUUUAUGUUUUGAUGACUGACUGUGGCCCAACUGAAUUUGAAAGGAAUAAGUCAUAAGCAAUUUGUCUAGCAAACAGACAAAAAAUCACAGUACUACUGCUACUUGAGAGCCAGCCUUGAUAUUUUCUUCAUUUCUGGAGAUACUUCUUUUUCCUCCCCACAGGAAGUGAAAAACUUAAUUGUGUCUCUUUGGCCUUUAUUCAGGUGCCUGCAGAAGAGUGAACAAGUAGUUGCUGUGUGUGUUGGGUGUCAUCCUGCCAACACAUCUGGAUCAAGAUCAUGCAAUAAUCUCAAGAACAAAAAAUUCCCCACAGGAGAAGGAUUUUUUUUUUUUUCACUUUCCUUUGUGUUGCCACUUCUCUCCACUGCCUCAAAAAUGGAGAGAGUUCUGAAGCCUUAUGACAAGGAAUACAUGAGGCUAGGCAUGUUAAAGCAUGAAGAAACAUUCAGACAACAGGUUUAUGAACUCCACAGGCUAUACAGGAUCCAGAAACUAAUGAUGAGAAGCUCUGGCAAACCCAUUAAGACCAUGCCUCACAAUCAUCAUAUUCCUUCCAACAACCAUCAGGAAUUCUGGAAAACUUCAUCCAGGAUUAAUGGGUUUAGUUUCAACUCCAGGAACAACAUUAUAAGUGCUCCUCCUUCUAAUCAGCGUCAUCGUGAUAAGUUAGCAAUGGAGCUGGACUUGGAAAGGCAAGCAGAGGAAUUUGCAGAGUCCAAUGGUUGCCGCGGAGGGGAUCAUGUCGAAAAACAAAAGAAUGGAACAGUUAUCAUGGAGGAGUGUGAGAUUGAGUUGACAUUGGGGCCAGCUAGUUUUUGUCCAAGGAGGAAGAAACCCUGUCGAGAAGAAGCAACGUUGACUUCAGAAUCAGUAGGUGGAAGCCUGUCUUCAUCCUCCACUGAGUCGAGUCAGAUUAACAGGAUGAGCAAUAAAGGCAGCAGGGUAGAUGAUCCUGAAAAUGGGAUGAUGAUGAAGAAGCAGAGUCCUGUCGGAAUUAGUAGUAAUAGCAAUGUUGAUAACAUUAAUAAUGAACAGUGGAGAAGGCAGCAACAGGAUCGUAGAUUAAAGCAACAACAGCCAACCUGGCUUUGCCAGGUUCUGAGCUUGAAUAUGAAUUGAAAUAAAGAAGUUUCAUGUCA
Molecule: messenger RNA, 1745 nt
Organism: Linum trigynum
Lineage: Eukaryota; Viridiplantae; Streptophyta; Magnoliopsida; Malpighiales; Linaceae
Source: the annotation of a GenBank genome assembly